Messenger RNA from Cinclus cinclus, 817 nucleotides. RefSeq names its product tetraspanin 31 (gene TSPAN31). The record is from RefSeq and is a predicted model, not a curated record. The transcript is spliced from 6 exons. Gene Ontology annotation, cellular component: membrane. Bases 131 to 817 code for a protein of 228 amino acids. NCBI's taxonomy places the organism in Eukaryota, Metazoa, Chordata, Aves, Passeriformes, Cinclidae.
GCGGGCGCGCGCGGGGCGCGGGGCCGCGGUUUAAAGGGGCCGCUGUGCGGGGACCCCGGAACCCCCCGAGCUCCCUAAGGGACCCCUCGACCCCGGCACCGCCAGAGCCCCGGGACCCCCCGUCCCCGCCAUGGUCUGCGGAGGCUUCGCCUGUUCGCGCAACGCGCUCUGCGCCCUCAACGUGGUUUAUGUGCUGGUGGGGGUGCUGCUGGUGGCCGUGGCGGGCUGGGCACGGAGCCUGGGCAUGGGCUCCAGCCCCCCCCUGCUCGGCGGAGCCUUCGCCGUCGGUGUCUUCCUCCUGCUGAUCGCGGGGCUGGGGCUGCUCGGGGCCCUGCGGCACCACCAGGUCCUGCUCUUCUUUUACGUGCUGAUCCUGGGCCUGGUGUUCCUGUGUCAGCUCGGCGUGUCCUGUGCCUGCCUUGCUCUGGGCCGGGAGGCUCAGGAGCGGCUGCUGCACUCGGCCUGGCCCCUGCUGAGCGGGGGGGCACGGGGGGAACUGCAGCGCAGGCUGGGCUGUUGUGGUUUGGGGGAGCCCCCCGGGACCCCCCCUCCUGCCAGCCCCCCACCACUGAGCCCCCCCGGGCUGAAGCCCCCCUGGGAGCCCCUGAAUUGCCCCGCUAGGUGCCAGUUCCCCCCGGGGGAAGUCCCCACGUGCCCCCCCUGUGCCCCACAACUGCUGCAGCACUCGGACCAGGCCCUCAAGAUUUUGGGGGGGGUCGGGCUCUUCUUCAGCUUCACUGAGGUUUUGGGGGUCUGGCUCGCCCUCCGCUUCCGGAACCAACGGGACCCCCGCGCCAACCCCGGUGCCUUCCUAUAG